This is a messenger RNA of Dictyostelium discoideum AX4, 11292 nucleotides long. RefSeq names its product colossin B (gene colB). Gene Ontology annotation, cellular component: spore wall; extracellular region. Lineage: Eukaryota; Evosea; Eumycetozoa; Dictyosteliales; Dictyosteliaceae. Gene Ontology annotation, biological process: sporulation resulting in formation of a cellular spore. The coding region runs from base 1 to 11292 and encodes 3763 amino acids. The record is from RefSeq and is a predicted model, not a curated record. The transcript is spliced from 2 exons.
AUGAAGGGUUCAAUAUUCUUACUCUUUAUUUUCCAAAUAUUUAAAUUUUCAUCAAGUUAUUCACAUUAUCCACAUAAAAACCAGUUUUCAUUUUAUUCACCUACAAGUUUAUCAUUUACAUCUUCAAAUUUCUCAAGUGGUAGUGGUAGUGGUAGUGGUGGUGCUAGUGGUAGUGGUGGUGGUGGUAAUAUUGGUAAUAAAUACAAUAAUGAAAAUAACAAAAUUAAUGAAGAGAUUAUUAUUUCAUGUAUAUAUGAUGACUAUUUAAAUUUUCAAUACCAAGAUUUAAGUAAGAUCAAUGGUAUUUUAAUUAAUGGUUUCAAUAAAAAUAGUACGAGUGAUAUAUUUGUUAAAAAUGUAAACUCUCAAUAUUAUGAUCAAAGUGAUAGUAGCAAUAAUUUUCAUUAUUUUGAUCAAGAGAAUAAUAAUUUAUCUCCACAAUCUCAAUUAAAUAAGGAAUGUCCAUUCAAUUUAAAGAAUCCAAUUCCAACAUUUUCAAAUUCAAGAUAUUCAAUCAAAAUUGAUAAAUCAUUUGAUGUUUCUGAUGAAAUCACUUUAGUUUCAAAAAAUAAUUUCUUAAAUUCAAAUUCUAUUUCAAAAUUAAAAUUUAAAGUUUAUAUUCCAAAUAAAAUUACCAAUAAAAUUAAAAUACAACUUAUAAAUAGUUUAACUGGAAAUAAUGGUCCUAAAAUACCAUUGUUAAACACAAUUGAAAAUAAUUAUUUAAAACCAUUCCCAUGCCAUCAAUGGUUAGAUGCAUUUAUUUUAUUUAACGAAACCAAUUAUUAUAAUAAUAAUAAUAAUAAUAAUUAUCCAAUUUUUUACAAUGGUCUUAAAAUUACAAGUAGUAAUAGAUCCCUUGAUAACACUUGGAUUGACGAAGUUUAUAUUGAUGAAAUUAAAUUAAUUUCAAACAAUAAUAAACACAAUAGUAAUAAAAAUGAUAGAAAAAGAAAUAUUGAUCAAACCAAUGAAAUUUAUGAUAAAAUAAAUAUCAAUAAUAAUAAUUAUAAUAUUAGAAAAUUAUUUAGUAUCUUAGAUGAUAAUAAUAAUAAUAAUAAUAAUAAUAAUAAUAAUAAUAAUAAUAAUAAUAAUAAUGAAAUUAUUAAUAGUUAUAAUACAAUUAAUUCAAGGGCUGAUAUUGCAUUAGGUGGUAAUAGUGAUGAUCAAAGUGACAUUUCAUACUCUAUCAUUUGUAAUAAACAUAUGAAUGAAUUGAAUAAUGAAAUCAAAUGGAGAUUUGAAGAAGGAUCAUCUAGUAGUUUAGUUGAAACAGCUAAUGGGAAUUUAAUAUUGGAAGGUUCAAUUCAUAGUAUUUCAAAACAUCAAGCUGAUUAUAAUUUUAAUUGUAAAACCAAUUGGAAAAUUAGAAUUGAAUUUUCACCAAUUAUCGAUGAUUAUCAAUAUAAUGGCAGAAUGGAAUUGGCAUCAUUUGCAUAUACUAAAAAUGGUGGUCCAAUUGAUACACUUUAUUGGAAAUAUUAUAAAUUUGUAAAUGGUUAUUUAAGUGGUUUAGAUUGUAAUCAAGGUAAAUUAAUUCAAAUUAAUAAUAAUAAUAAUCAUAAUGAAAAUAAUAAUGGAAUUUUACAAAUUGGUAUUGGCGCAAAUAAUAAAAAUGGUAGAUUUGGUUUAUCAGUAUAUGGAUUACAGUUAUCAAUUGAUAAUGACAAUACUUUUAAUAUUAAUGUUGAUUUAAAUAACCAAAAUAACCAUUUAUCUAAUAAUAAUAAUAAAAAUAAUAAUAAUAAUAAUAAUAAUGAAGUUUUAGAAUGUAAUUGUCCAAUUGGAUUUAUUUGUUUAAAUGAUGGAACAUGUAAAUUAAAUUUUCAAAAUGAUGUUGAUGAAGAAUAUAUAGAUUGUUCAACAUUACAAUGUCCAUCAGGGUAUGAAUGUAAACUUGAUAAGAAUUCAAAGACUAGAGGAUGUAUUGAACAGAUUGGCCCACAAAAUCUUAAUCAAACUAAUAAAUGUUUGGGUAAUUUAAAGUGUCCAGAUGGAUUUGGUUGCUGGCAUAAUUCAACUGAUAAUACUUUAAAUUGUAAACAAUAUAAUAAUCAUAAAUUUGAUACAAAUGUCAUCGAUAGUGAAAAACAUAGACAUCAUUGUAGAAAUGUUGAUUGUCCAAAGAGUCAUUACUGUAAAAUUCAAAGAAAUGGUUUACCAAGAUGUUUCCCAAAAGUUAACCCAUGUGAAUUUGUAAGUUGUGAUUGUAAUCUAGAGUGUAGAGUAACAUCAUGUGGUGAUGCUAAAUGUUUUGCACCAGAGGAAUGUUGUGAAGGUAAAGCUUGUAUGGACACUAGAAAUUAUAGAUGCGUAAAGAUUAAUGGCGUUGAUGAAUGUGUUAGAAUCCCACCUUUGAAACCAUUACCACCCCCACCCAUUUUCUAUGAAACACCAUCACCAACAUCUGCACCACCCACUGAAACACCAUCGCCAACUGACACACCAACUGAUAAACCAACUAUACCACCAACACCAACACCAACACCAUCCAAAGAAAUUACAGAUUGUAGUCAAGUAAUUUGUCAAGUUAAUUAUACAUGUUUUGAUAUACAAAAAGGUGUUGGACCAUUUACGCCAGUUUGUAUACCCAUUAAUUAUUGUGACGAGUAUACCACUAGAUUCGAUUUACAAGGUUAUGUUUGGUUGGAUGACAAUGAAAAUGGCUAUAGAGAUGUCAAUGAAAAUGGUGUUGAAACUGAACCAAUUGGCGUAGAGGGUAUCUUUUGUAAUUUGGUAUUCAGUACCGAUCAUUCACCCGCAAGAAAUCAUUAUGGUGAUAUCAUACCAGUAUCAGUUACAAAUUUGGAUGGUUUCUUUAGUUUCAAUGAUGUUGUACCAGGUUCUUAUGUUAUCGAUUUCUAUAAUAUCAAAGGUUAUCAUUGGACUCUACCAUUCAAUAGAUACUUUAAGAAUAGUAAUUGGGUUAAUAGUGAUGGUACUUCUUUACCAUUUGAAUUACCACAAUAUAAUGUUUCAAAUCCAAAUUUCAUAAUUUCACCACAAUCCAAUUUAAUUUCAAAAUCUAUAACUCUACCACAACCAAUAUUUUCAACUAAUGCUAUAGUCACUGUUAAUAAUGAUGGUUUCGAUGAGUUAGGUAGCAGUGGCAGUGGUAGUAGUGGUAAUAGUGGUAGUAGUGGUAGUGGUGGUAGUAGUAAUGAUAGCACAGAAUCUCAAUGGUCAUCAGAAUCAGAAUCAUCAGCAUCUCUAAUUACACCAUCAAAUAUCUGUCAAACUCAUUUCACUGUUUCAAAUAUACUUGCUGGUCUUAUUGUUGGUCCACAACCAACUCCAUCCACUGAUAUACCAACAACAACAACAACAACAACCUCUACAUCAACAACAGGUCCAAUUGAACCAACAUCAACACCAACGCCAAUAGUUGAUGUUAUUGAUUAUUAUGGUAUUGGUAAACAGGUAUUCAUCGAUUUCAAUAAUAAUGGUAUAUUUGAUAGUGGUAUUGAUAGACCAGUAUCGGGUGUUGAAAUUACAUUAAUUCAAAAAGGUUUCAGAGCAUACAAUCAUAAGGGUGAUAAAGUACCAACAAUAAAAACCGAUACCAAUGGUUUUUACUUUUUCGAUGCUCUUGCACCUGGUGUAUAUAGAGUUUCAUUGAAUAAUUUACCACCACAUGGUUAUACCAAUUCAUUGUUAAACAAAUAUCCAAUUGAUACAAGUUCAAAUACAAGUGCUCAAUUCAUAGUUUAUUAUCGUGUGAAAGAUAAUAUAAAAUAUAAUGCUUCCGAUUAUCCAUUGGCAUCAAGUAAUAUUAAACCAAAGCUUGCACAAUAUAUUAAUUCAUAUGUCGAUUUUGCUUUAGUACCUAUUAAUCCACCGAUUGCAGUUGGUGAUACCGUUUACUUUGAUUCAAAUCAAAAUGGUAAACAAGAUCCAUUUGAAAAAGGUAUCAAAGGUAUUCAAGUCACUCUAAAAGAUUUAAAGAAUGGUUAUGAAUAUAAAACCAUCACAGAUGAUAAUGGUAAAUAUUUAUUCGAUCAAAUGAUUGAAAGUGAUAAUUAUCAAUUACAAUUCUCUGUACCAAAUGGAUUCCAAGUUGUCGAUCAUCCAAAUUCAAUAAAGAAUGGAGUUUACACAAUGGAUACAUUUCAAUUAUCUUCAAGUACCACUCCACCAACUAAUGCUUCAUUAACAAAGGGUGUAGUUGGUAACAAGAAAGUUAAUUCCGCUUAUUUCGACGAUUCAAAAGAUGUACCAUUGUAUUUCGAAAAUUCUUAUGCAAUUGGCCAUCAAGCUUUUAUCGAUACAAAUUUAGAUGGAUUGUAUAAAAAUGACCUUGAUAAACCAUUACCUGGCGUUGAAGUUACUUUGGUUAAUGCCGCUUCACCAUCAACUCCAAUUACAAAUAUCUUAGGUCAAAUUGUUAGAACUGUUAUCACUGAUGCAAAGGGUUUUUAUCAAUUUGAUUUCUUAAAGCCAAAUAACUACAUUGUUCAAUUUAAACCACCCACUGGGUUCAAAGUUACAAAGCCACCACCAAACACUGCAACCUAUCCAGAAUUAGGUUCAUUAAUAGAUACAAAAUCAUUUAAAACACCAUCAUUAGAUAUUGUUACCUUAUCGAAACCAAAGAAUAUAGAAUACAUUCGUCUUAAUGUUCAAGCUUCAAAUAUUUUCGAAAGUGUAAAUGCAGGUUUCUAUAUUCCACCAACAUUUUCAAUUGGUCAUAGAGUUUGGUAUGAUACAAAUGCUGAUGGUAUUAUGGAUCCAACUGAAGAGGGUGUACCUGGUAUUGUAGUUUCACUAUAUACUGAUAAGAGUGAACCCGCUUAUGAUAUCAAUGAUAAUCUCAUCAUUCCAACGAUAACAGACUCUAAAGGUUUUUAUUUAUUAACCAAAAUUCCAACAGGUAAUUACUUCAUUUCAUUUAGUAAUCUACCAAAAGGUUACACUUGGACCAAACAAAAUGUUCUCACACUUGAUUCAGUUGGUUAUGAUUCACGUCCAAAUGUUUUCACAGGAUAUACCUCUUUGUUUGAAAUGUCAACAACAAGUCAAUUGGUUAGAACUACUGUUCCUUCUGACAACUCACCAGAUUUCUAUAUAAAUCCAAUCGAAAAUGCUGGUAUCAUCAAGGGUAAUAGAGGUCUGGUUAUUAAAUACGCAGUUGGUAGAUACAUAUUUUAUGACGAUAAUAGAAAUGGAAUUUUAGAUGAUUAUGAAAACGGUGUUGGAGGUGUCAUUGUUCAAAUAUUCACUUCAGCUGGUAAACCUGCUCUUGAUUUUAAUGGCAAGGUUAUUCCACCCGCUGUAACCGAUUCAACAGGUCGUUAUAUCAUUGAUAAUUUAUCACAAGGCGAUUAUAUCAUUCAAUUUUCAAAUAUUCCAAAUGGUUAUAACUUUGAAAAUUUACCACCACCUUAUCCAAAUUAUCUCAAUGGUAGAAUUGGUACAUUUACUCUUUCGCCAUCAUCCUCUAUCAAUACAACAAAUGUUAUUAAAAAAUUCAAUCCUCCAAAACCUAAUGGAGGUAAAAAAGUUUCAUUCAGUCAUAGUAUCAAUCAAAAAUCUAGGAAAUUAUUAAAUGAUGGAAUAAUUGGACAAGACACAUCUGUUGAUUUAUCAAAUGUUAUAGCUGGAGGUAGUACUGUCGAUGGUGUUGACAUUCCAAAUGUUAUAGCUGGUGGUAGUACUGUCGAUGGUGGUACUAGUGUUAAUGGUGGUACUGGUAGUACUUCAACAACAACAGUUUCAUCAUCACCAUCAUCAUCAUCUGAUAUUGGUAGUAGUAGUGAUAUCAGUAGUGAAGUAUCAUCAUCGUUAUCAUCAUCGCCAUCAUCAUCAGAACAACCAUCAGAGCAAUCAUCAUCAUCAUCAGAACAACCACCAGAAGAUUCAAUGGAAGAAUAUCCAGUUCAUUAUUAUGAACCUGUAUUUGAGACAACACCAGGUAGUUAUCCAUUGGAUAGUAUUAAAGCAGAAAGAACAGAUUUAACAAGAAAUGCAGCAAUUGUAAGAGCAGCACCAUAUGCAUUUGGUCAAAAAGUAUUUUUCAUUGAUAAUAAUGGCAAUGAAGUUGGUGUACCAGAUGUAACGGUAACAUUAGUUAAUUCAAAUGGUUUCCCAGUGACAAGUAUUAAUGGUGUAAAUAUGGUACCAACAAAGACAGAUUCAAAGGGUUCAUACCGUUUCAAUUUAUUACGUGCUGGUUCUUAUCAUGUUGAAUUUUCAAAUAUUCCAAUUGGUUUUUCAUUCUUUGACCCAUUAUCAGGUAAAAUCGAUUUCAAUCUUGUAAACACUGAUCCAAAUGUACGUGGUGCAAUACCAGCCGAUAAAGUACCAAAAGCAACCUAUUAUGAUCAACAUGUUAAUCUUCAAUUGAAUCCACCAUUUAUCUUUGCAAUUGGUACCCGUGUUUGGAAUGAUACAAAUAAGAAUGGUCUCUAUGAAAUUGCUGAACCUGUUUUCCCAAAUAUUACAGUUAGACUAUUUGAUCAAAAUUUACAACCAGUACUAGAUAAUUUUAACAUUCAAGUGGAGCCAACUGUAACCAAUGCAUUGGGUCAAUAUUAUUUCGAUAAUUUACAUAGUGGUUCAUAUAUUGUCAAAUUCGAAGUACCAACUCGUUAUUAUUUCGCACCACAAUUGAAAUCAAUUGAAAAUUCCAAUGGAGUUGGUGUCAAUUCAAAACCAAAUAGUCAAGGUUAUACAAGUGUUAUUUCACUCUCACCAGAUUCAUUGGUUGAAGCUCCACCAUCAGAUUUUAAUUUCACCAUUAGAUCUUUAGUAGGUAAUUUCCAUAUUGAUGCUGGUUUAAUUUAUGAUGAAAAUUAUGUCAAGUCAUAUGCGGUUGGUAGAUAUGUAUUCUAUGAUCUCAAUGAUAAUGGUAUUAUGGAUAGUGGUGAAAUGGGUGUACCAAAUGUUACCGUUGAAAUAUUUAAUCCAACUGGUCAACAAGUUUACAAUAUCAAUGAAUUACUAAUUGGAUCAACAACCACAGAUUCCAAUGGUUAUUACCUUUUCGAUGAAAUUCAACCUGGUAGUUAUAUCAUAAAGUUUAGUAAUAUACCAAAUGAUUUAAUGUUUGGAAAUAAAACAAAACCAAAUUCAAAUACUGGCCUAACUGAACCAUUCUUAUUAUUCCCAAAAGAACCUGCUAUCAGACUUGUAAAUAGUACCACUGAUGUUGGUGUAAAAGCUCAAGCAGUCGAUUUCACAGAGAAUGCAGGUUUAAUUAAAAAGGUAACAUUUGCGAUUGGUCAUUAUGUUUGGUAUGAUAUAAAUUCAAAUGGUCUUCAAGAUUAUCCAAAUGAACCGCCAGCAUAUGGAGUUCCACUUAGAUUACUUAAAUGCAAUUUGAUUGGUAUAACUUAUGAUACUUGUUUCACAGUGAUAAAUACAACUACAACCGAUCAAAAUGGUCUUUACUAUUUUGAUAAUUUAUCACCCGGUUUAUAUAAACUAUUAUUUAUGAAUCAACAAGGCAUUUUCGAAACUACAACUCCUUUCGCUGGUAAUGGUACAAAUGAUAGUAAAGCAAUCGAUGAAGCUAUCACUGGAAUUAGAUUAUCAAUAUAUACAAAGAAUGUAACGAAAACAGAUUCAAAUCUUGACCCAAUGAUAAAGGCACCCUUCAUUGAUAGAACAUUGAAUGUUGGUAUUCUAAAACCACCAAUGUUUAGUAUUGGUCAUAAAGUUUGGUAUGAUACCAAUAAAAAUGGUAAAAUCGAUCUAAAAGAACAACCAGCACCAAAUGUAACCAUUUAUCUCAAACGUGCAAAAGAGGUCAACUUUGAAUAUUCCUUUGAUCUCUAUGGUAAACCUAUGAUCGCUAAAACAAAUGAAACAGGUGAUUAUUGGAUCAAUAAUAUUCCACCAGGUCUUUACAUUGCAAAAUUCUUUCCACCAAAUGAUACAAGAUUCACCAUUCAAAUGAAUGAUAAUAGUGCAAAUGUUUUCGGUUCUUCAUAUGCAAUCUAUUUGUUCUAUAAAGUUCCAGGUAUUCAUCCAUACAAUUUAAAAGUUGAUAUUGGUGCGGUGAAUGCAAGUUAUGUUUACUCAAAAGUUAAUGCAGGUUUAUUAAAAGGUUUAGUUGAUAUUCGUCUUUAUGCAGUUAGUGGUUAUGUUUACAACGAUACCAAUUCCAAUGGUAUUAGAGAUCCCGGUGAAAAUGGUGUUAAUGGUACAAUUGUAACAUUAUUGGAUAUAAAUGGUAAUACAAUGGUUGAUGCUGAUUCUUAUCCAAUUAAUUCAUAUACAACGGGUCCUGAUGGAUACUAUAAAUUCGAUGAUUUCUCAUUUGGUAAAUAUAUUAUAACAUUUAGCGGUGUACCAGAUUUAAUCUAUCAAUUCUAUAAACCAGAUGAUCAACAACAUUUAAAUCAUUCCACACUUUCAAAUAUAACAAUUUGGUCACCAGAUAAUCCAAUGGUUGUAAAUGCAACACUCAGUGAUCAUGUCAACGCUCAAUAUAUUCUUAGAGAACAAAAUAAAGGUAUUAUUAGAGUGAUCACUUAUGCAAUUGGAGGUAAGGUUAUACCAGAUUUUAAAAACACAACAUAUAAGGAUAGUGGUUACGCGGGUGGUGCUGUUAUAGUUCAAUUAUACCGUAACAAUUCAAUAGCAACAGAUCUUCGUGGUAAUCCAAUACCAUCGGUAUUGACCAAUGUAUUGACUGGUGAAUAUCUUUUCGAUAAUGUACCAAUCUUAGAGGGUUAUCAAGUAAUGUUUUCAAGUCCACCACCAGGUUGGAUUUUUGAAAAGUAUAGAAUCACUCAAACCCCAUUCAUUCAACUUGAUCUUUUACCAUCAUUCAAUUUACCAAAAUCAAAUCCAAAAUUAAUAGAUAAGAAACUUUAUCCAAAUAUCUUUGCAACCUAUGGUGUAUUGGAUCAAGAUACUAUUAUCUCACCCACUCUUUUUGGAAUUGGUAAGAAUACAUUCAUUGAUGUUGAAAAUAGUGGUCUCGAAUCAAUACCUUUAAUUCCAUUAGGGGGUGUAGUUGUAACACUUUACAAUAGUGUAUUCGAAAGAGUAUUUGAUGCAUUUGGUAAUUUGGUUAAAGAGAAAACCACGGGUGAAGAUGGUGAAUAUUCUUUUGAAGACCUUUACUCUGGUCAAUAUAUUGUUCAUUUUGGUUUAGUUGAAGGUUAUUCAUUCACUCAACAGUAUGCUGGAACAGAUCCUGAAAUUGAUUCGAAUGCAAGUCCUGUAGAUGGUUAUUCAGAAAUCAUUCAAUUAGAUUCAAUGAAUAAUGAAUUGAUUUUAAUACCAUUGGAAUCUAGAAACAACACAUUAUUCUGUGAUCCAACAAUUGAUGGUGGUUAUGUUUCACUCUCACCUCAAGGUUUCAUUAGUGGUAUGACAUAUAUUGAUUAUAAUGCUGAUGGUGUAUUCACACCAAAUUCACGUGAUAAACCAUAUCCAAAUAUUACGGUUUCAAUCUACACUGGUGAUGAUAGUAGAUUAGUUGCAACCGCUCAAACUGAUAAGAAAGGUUUUUACUCAUUCUCACAUUUAUUCAUAUCCACUCAAUAUCAAGUUGUUUUCUCAGGUAUUCCUCAAGGUUAUUAUACAUCAUUCCAAGCUGAUACUGUACAAUUCCCAAUCGCAACAAAGACUGGUGUAAAUUUAGGUAUCAUUAAACCAUUGGAAUAUUGUCAAGAUGAUAUUAAAAUAAUUACAACUUGUUUUGUUCGUGGUGAUUCAAAUGAUGAUUUACCAGCUGUCGUUCAAUUCCCUUAUACUGCUUAUUCCGAUUUGAAUGGUGAUAAUGGACAAAAAGUUGAUCUAGUAACAAUGAGUGAAACUAAAACAGUUUAUGGUCUUGGAUAUGAUCGUAAAGAGAAUACAAUCUAUCUUUCGCCAUAUAAAAAGCAAUUUUCUAGUUUAAAUUCAAAAACUUCAUCAACUAUCUUUAAGAAAUCAUUAUCAACAGGUGCCCUAUCAGCUUAUGUAAAUUUAGCAACAGUUUUAGGUUUUGACUUUUUAGCUCCAAAUGGUAAAGUUUAUGGUGAUUCUCAAACCUAUCGUGUAUUAUUUGGUGAUUUGGAUAUUAUUGGUGAUUAUAUUUGGGUUACAAAUCUUUAUAGAAACAUUGUAGUUAAAAUACCAUUACGUCAAACUCCAACUAGAGAAAACAUUAAAUUAGUAAACAUCACUCAUAAUUGUGGUCCAGAUCCAUUUAGAAUCUUUGGUUUAGGUUAUAAUGGUUCCAAUGUAUUCGUUGGUGGUGUUUGUGAAGGUUCAGUUUCGAAGGAUAUAAGAAAUGUAAUUGGUGUAAUUAAAGUGAUUAGCUCUGAUGAAACUUCAUUCUCUGAUGUUUUAACAAUUCCAAUGAAUUAUCCACGUGGUCGUUUACAAACUAGAAUCAUGUUUUUAAAUGAUAUGACACCCAUUUUCUCAUCGGUUCAAAAUUCAACAUGGCAAGUUUGGAAUGAUACAGUGGGUAGUUUUAAACCUCAACCACAGAUAACCGAUAUUACAUUCAUUGGCGAUGGUGGUAAUAUGGUAAUAUCAAUGAAAGAUCGUGAAGCUGAUAGUCAAAGUGUUACGCCUGCAGGUGAUAUAUUAAUGGCAUGUAAAGAUUCAAAUGGUGUUUAUCAAUUGGAGAGUGCUGGUGUUUGUGGUGGGUUAAUUGGUACAAAUCCAAUUUCAAUUGGUACAAUGAUUGAACAAGGACCAGGUGGUGGUGAAUUUUUCGAUGACAAUUUUAGUGAUCGUGAUUGGCAACAUGAUGAAACCACUUGGGGUUCUUCAUAUUAUUUACCAGGUAGUGGUGAAGUCAUUGGUGGAGCAUACGAUCUUUUAUCAACCAAUGAAGCAAUUGUAAAACAUUGGUCAGUCUAUAAUGGUCGUGUUUUAUAUGGUUUCAUUUUAAUUCAUGGUGCUGGUUUAGAUUAUGUUUUCAAUAAAGUUAAUGGUUUAGGUGAUAUGGAUGCAAAUUGUAGAUUACCAAAUACUUAUAUUGGCAAUUACGUUUGGUAUGAUCUAAAUAAAAAUGGUCUUCAAGAUCCAAAUGAAAAAGGAAUGGCAAAUAUUACUGUUCAAUUAUUUAGUGCCGCUAAUUCAACAUUCAUUAAUUCAACUCUAACCGAUUCCUCUGGUAAUUACAAUUUCCAAGUCAUUUCAGAGUUUAAAUAUAGAGUUCAUUUCGUUGCUCCAAAAGGUUUCACUUAUUCUCCUAUCGUUACUGUUAGUAGUGAUCCUAAUGAUAAAAGAGAUUUGGAAAAAAUCAAUAGUUUACCUGAUUCAAAAGGUGACGCAUAUUUCUUUGCUAAUGGUAAUGGUGAAAAUACUCAAGAUAUUGAUUGUGGUUUUAUAAGAAUUUAA